Messenger RNA from Pezoporus flaviventris, 6172 nucleotides. Its product is annotated as dynein axonemal heavy chain 9-like. NCBI's taxonomy places the organism in Eukaryota, Metazoa, Chordata, Aves, Psittaciformes, Psittacidae. The transcript is spliced from 29 exons. Bases 1 to 5814 code for a protein of 1937 amino acids. The record is from RefSeq and is a predicted model, not a curated record. Gene Ontology annotation, molecular function: ATP binding.
AUGGAGGCGGCGGAGGAGCCCCCCGCGAGCCCGGAGCCGGUCCCGGAGCCUGCCCCCGACCCCGCGGUGUCGCGGCUGGAGCGGUGCGCGGCGCUGGCGCUGGGCCCGGGGCCGGGGCUGGGGGCGGCGGCCCCGGCGCUGAGGUCGUUCCUGAGCGGGACCGCGGGCCCGGCGCUGCUGGCCUGGCGCGGGCCCGGGGGGGAGCUGGAGCUGGGCCCCCCCCCGCCGCCCUCCGCCCGCCGCAAGGCGCUUUUCUUCCUGCGCCCGCCCGGCCCCGGGCCGCUGCUGUGCGGGGACCUCCCCGCAGAGCCCCUGCCGCACUUCGCCGCCCUCGUGGAGGAGGUGAUCGUGCCCAUCCUGACGAACCAGAAGAACCAUCAGGGCUGGCCACGAGUGGUGUCCCAAGACCUUAUACGUCAUGUCCACACCCUGAAAAGCACUGUUUUCAAGGUUGUUGGCCAAGUAAAGGGCAAGACCUUGCUGCCUCUUCCAGCUGGUUCAGAGGGAAUCGAGGACAUUGAUCUGGACAAUGAGAAAUGCUUGGAGCUGAUAGAUAAAUCUCUGGUCUAUGCCACUGAGUCGUCCAUCAUAGACUGGAGCUACCAGAUCCAGGAAGCACUGAAGAAAGAGUCUUCAGAGCCUCUCCUGCAAGGCAGCAACCCCAACCCAAAGGUGGAACUGGAGUUCUGGGAGAACAGGUGUGAGAACCUGGAAUGUAUUUACAACCAGCUGAGAACCAAGAAGGUCAGCAACAUGAUAGAGGUGCUGAAGAGAGCUGGGAGCAGUUACAUCCCAACCUUCAACACUAUGCUCAUGGAUGUUGAGACAGCUUUGGCCGAAGCUCAGGACAUUCACCUGCACCUGAUGCCCCUCAAGCGCCACUUGGAGGACAUCGAGAAGGUUGAGUUCAAUGAGGUGAAGCCUUUCCUGGUCCCUCUGCUCCAUGUGGUGUGUUUGAUCUGGGUCACCUCCAAGCACUACAACAUGCCUGCAAGGAUAGUAGUGCUGCUCCAGGAAAUCUGCAACCUCCUCAUCCAGCGGGCCACGGUGUACCUGUGUCCAGAAGAUCUUCUGAAAGGAGAGAUGGAAGAGAGCCUGGGCAAGGUGCAGCUGGUGCUCAGCAUCCUGAAUGCAUUCAAAGAGGCGUUUGAGGAGAGAAGGGAAAGACUGCACACAUAUUAUGGACCAGGCCAGGAAGUGAGGGAGUGGAAAUUCCCUGCUGUGAUGGUGUUUGCAAGGCUGGACAGCUUCCUGGAGAGACUGGAGAUGGUGGAGGAUCUUCUGGCAACUGCCUUGGACCUGAUGAAGCUGGAAAAGAUGGAGUUCAGUGGGAUUAAAGGGAAGGCCCUGGGCCAGCAGGUGCUGGACAUGAAUGAGAACUUCCAGGAGGCAUACAAGGUGUUGACAGAGCACUCCUAUGACUGCCUUGACCUGACCAACACGGAAUUUGUGCAAAAUGCCUUGGAAUUCCAGCAGAAAGUAGAAGACAUCGACCGCCGGUUGGGCACUGUUUUCAUCCAGGCUUUUGAUGACGCCUCGGACUUGGAGCAUGCCUUUAAGUUGCUGGACAUGUUUGGGAGCCUCUUGGAGCGACCAGUGAUCGCUGCAGAUGCUGCUGACAAAUACUUUGUCCUCAUCAGCAUGUUCCACAGUGCUGUGGCCCAUGCAAGGCUCAUCUACUCCAGGCACAUCCAGGCAGAGCUGGAGCUUGGAUCCCCUGCUGUGCACAAGAACAUGCCCCCCGUGGCUGGAGCGCUGGGCUGGGCUCGGGAGCUGCGCACACGGAUCCAGGGGCCGUUUGGUCACUUGAGGCGCAUCCCACGUGCCUACUUGGACUCUGCUGAAGGAAGGAGGGUGAUGGAGAAGUAUGAAGAAAUGAUCCAGCUGCUCGACAGGUAUCAGGAAAAGCUCUACGUGAACUGGUCCCAAACAGUGUCUGAGCGAUCCCAGUACAACCUGGCCCAGCCGCUCAUCCAGCGGGACCCAGACACCAAACUCAUCACAGUCAACUUUGAUCCCCAGCUGGUGUCGGUGCUGAGGGAGGUGAGCUACCUGUCCAGCAGCCAGAUGGGAGCCAUCCCAGCUGUGGCAGCAGAAAUCUAUUCCUCCAGGGAAUCCUUCCGGCAGAUGGUGGCCAACUUGGAGCUGAUGGUGAACAGAUACAACAGGGUCCUGAAGACAGUCCUGGAGGUUGAAUACCCUCUAAUACAGGGGCAGCUGCAGGACAUUGACUUGAAGCUGAAAGAGGCAGAAGAAACACUGAACUGGAAGGUGGAAGGUGUCUGUGGUCACAUCUCCACGGUGAUGGAUGGUGUCCAUGACCUCGAGCGGAGGGUACAGAAAGCCAAAGACAACGUUGAGGAGAUCCAGACCAUCGUGCGGGCCUGGGUGUCACCCAUACUGGAGAGGAAGGACUGCAAAAGGGAAUCACUGCUGGUCCUAGAGGACUGUCAGGACCGUCUGGGGAAGCGUUACAGCCUGGUCCGGGAGUCAGGGCAGAGGAUUCAUUCCCUGCUGAAGGAAAACCAGAGCCUCUUACUCGCAGACCCAGCAUCUGACGUCUGGAAGGCCUAUGUGGAUUACGUGGAUGAGAUAGUCCUGGAUGGAUUCUUCACUGCCAUUGAGUGCUCGCUCAAGUACCUCCUGGAAAACACAGAUCCCAAGGCUGGGCUCGCUCCCCUGUUUGAGGUGCAGCUGGAUUUGGUGAUCCCGGAUUUGAUAUUUCAUCCCUCCAUGGACCCUGGCACAAACGAUGGCUUCUACGACAUGGUGGAAAGUCUUCUCAAUGACAUCUACGGGAUCUCAUCGCUGGUGCCCCGGCUGGCCGAGCACAGCGGCUUCCCCCACUACCAGGCUGACAUGGAGGACAUGGCAGAUCUGGCUGACAUGCGCCACGAGCUGAUGGAGCGCGUGCAGGCUGUGAUGGUGGCGUGCUGCGAGUACCGCAGUGCCUUCGACCACUACUCCUACCUCUACGGAGAGGACAGGAAGGAGUUCUGCCGCCAGUUCCUCCUCUACGGGCACAUCCUCACCGCUGCAGAAGUCGAGGCCCAUGCGGAGGACGGGGUCCCUGAGACUCCCCCCACACUGCAGCAGUUCAAAGAGCAGAUCGACUCCUACGAGAAGAUCUAUGAGGAGGUGAAUCGCAUCGAGCCCUUCAGCAUCUUCCAUGGCUGGAUGAAAGUGGAUGCUCGGCCUUUCAAGGCAUCUUUGCUGAACACCAUCAAAAGGUGGAGCUUGGUGUUCAAGCAGCAUCUCGUGGACCAUGUCACGCACAGCUUGGCUGACCUGGAGGAGUUCAUCAAAACUGCUGAGCAAGGUUUGAGCAAAAAGGUUGACAAAGGUGAUUAUGGUGGCUUGGUGGAGGUGAUGGGUCACCUCUUGGCCGUUAAAGAAAGGCAGAGUGUCACCGAUGCCAUGUUUGAGCCCCUGAAGCAAACCGUUGAACUGCUGAAGACCUAUGAGCAACAGCUACCAGAGGAAGUCUACAAGCAGCUGGAGGACCUGCCGCACGCGUGGAGCCACGUGCGGAAGGCGGCGCAGGCGGUCAAGCAGCACGUGGCCCCCCUGCAGGCCAGCGAAGGGGCGGAGCUGCGCAGGCGCUGUGCGGCCUUCGAGGCCCGGCAGCGCCGCUUCCGAGAGCACUUCCGGAGAGAGGCGGCCUUCAGGUUCGACACCAAAAAGCCUUAUCAAGUGCUGGAUGCAAAACACAUUGAGAUUAAACAACUGGAGUCAGCCAUGACCUCGAUUUAUGAAUCAGCCGGUCUGUUUGAAGUCACGGUGCCAGAUUAUAGACAACUGAAGCAGUGCAGGAAGGAGCUGUGUCUGCUCAAAGAGCUCUGGGAUAUGAUCUCCUUUGUGAACAGCCGCCUUGCUGACUGGCAGACCACCAAAUGGGUGGAUAUUAAGGUGGAAGAAAUGGAUCUGGAGUGCAAAAAGUUUGCAAGAGACAUUCGGAAUUUGGAUAAGGAAAUGAGGGCCUGGGAUGCUUUCAAUGGGCUGGACAGCAAGGUGAAGAACAUGCUAACAGCCCUGAAAGCUGUGGCAGAGCUUCAGAAUCCUGCCAUUAGAGAAAGGCACUGGAACCAGCUGAUGCAGAUGACGGGUGUGAGGUUUGUGAUGGACGUGGACACCACGCUGGCUGACCUCCUGAAGCUCAACCUGCAUAACUUCGAGGAUGAGGUUCAUGGCAUUGUGGACAAAGCAGUGCGAGAGAUGAGCAUGGAGAAAGUCCUGAAGGAGCUGAAGAUGACUUGGGGUUCCAUGGAGUUUCAGUAUGAGCUUCACCCCCGCACAAACAUCCCGUUGGUGAGAUCAGAUGAGGAGCUCAUUGAAACUCUAGAAGACAACCAGGUGCAGCUGCAGAACCUAAUGACAUCCAAGUAUAUCGCCUUCUUCCUGGAGGAAGUGUCUGCCUGGCAGAGGAAGCUCUCCACUGCAGACUCUGUCAUCUGCCUCUGGUUUGAAGUGCAGCGUACAUGGGCUCACUUGGAGAGCAUAUUCAUAGGCUCAGAAGAUAUACGGGCACAGCUUCCCAAGGACUCGGAACACUUUGAAGGGAUUGAUGUGGAUUUCAAAGAACUGGCCUAUGAAGUUCAGAAAACCCCAAAUGUGGUUGAAGCCACCAAUAAGCCAGGCCUGUCCCAACAACUGGAGGACAUUCAGAGUAGGUUGUCUCUGUGUGAGAAGGCUUUAGCUGAAUAUUUGGACAUGAAGAGGUUGGCCUUUCCCAGAUUUUACUUCAUUUCUUCUGCAGAUUUACUAGAUAUUCUUUCCAAUGGCACCAACCCACAUCUGGUGCAGCAUCAUCUUCCCAAGCUUUUUGACAGCUUGGCCCACAUUAAAUUCCAGCUGGAUUCUGAGCAAAAGGCGACCAAAGUUGGCCUGGGAAUGUACAGCAGAGAGGAGGAAUAUGUCAGCUUCAGUGAGCCCUGUGACUGCAGCGGGCAGGUUGAGGUCUGGCUGAAUCAUGUCCUGGAAAGCAUGAGAGCUACUGUGAGAGAUGAGAUGACGGAAGCUGUUGUGGCUUAUGAGGAGAAGCCAAGGGAGCAGUGGCUCUUCGACUACCCUGCCCAGGUGGCUCUUACCUGCACCCAGAUCUGGUGGACAGCCGAGGUUGGGAUUGCCUUCGCCAGGGUGGAGGAAGGCUACGAGAACGCGAUGAAGGAGUAUCACAAGAAGCAAGUGGCCCAGCUGAAUGCCCUCGUGACCAUGCUCAUUGGGCAGCUCUCCAAGGGUGACAGGCAGAAAAUCAUGACCAUAUGCACCAUCGACGUGCACGCUCGGGAUGUGGUGUCAAAGAUGAUAGUGCAGAAGGUGGACAAUGCCCAGGCGUUCAUUUGGCUGUCGCAGCUCCGGCACCGAUGGUCAGAUGAGGAGCGGCACUGCUUUGCCAACAUCUGUGAUGCUCAGUUCCUCUACUCCUAUGAGUACCUUGGGAAUACCCCACGGCUCGUCAUCACUCCACUGACUGACAGAUGUUACAUCACCCUGACCCAGUCGCUGCACUUGACCAUGAGCGGAGCACCUGCGGGCCCUGCAGGCACUGGCAAGACGGAGACUACGAAGGAUUUGGGGCGAGCCCUGGGCAUCAUGGUGUAUGUGUUCAACUGCUCCGAGCAGAUGGACUACAAGUCUUGUGGGAAUAUUUACAAAGGCCUUUCCCAGACAGGAGCCUGGGGCUGCUUUGAUGAGUUUAACAGGAUCUCAGUUGAGGUCCUCUCUGUGGUUGCUGUACAGUUGCAGCAUUUGUGUCGAGGCAAUUCUUUACAACAUCUUCUCCCAGACCAGUGCACACUAUGGCUCUGUACCUGAGGAAGACACUGGUGUCUGUGAGAUAACUGCAGCAUAUCAUUUCAGGGAGGAGAGCUGCCUUGGCAGGCUGAGUAGCCUUAAGUCAUGUAGGGAAUAAUUUUCAUGGAGGAAAAGAGAGGUGCUUGGGGCAGAUCCAUGUCCAGGCUUACGGAGGUUACUUAUUGCCUCAGUCAGGUGCAAGUUAUGUGUCAUAUUCAACAAGUAGGAUUAUAUUCAAGAUUAAUGAUGACUUUGGACAAGGGCCUGUAGUGACAGGCCAAGGGGAAUGGCUUUAACCUGCCAGAGGGGAGACUGAGCUGAGCUCUUAGGCAGAAGCUCUUCCCUGUGAGGGUGCUGAGGUGCUGGCACAGGGUGCCCA